Oncorhynchus gorbuscha (pink salmon) is the source of this 3171-nucleotide messenger RNA. Its product is annotated as adhesive plaque matrix protein-like. Lineage: Eukaryota; Metazoa; Chordata; Actinopteri; Salmoniformes; Salmonidae. The annotation marks the transcript as partial. The record is from RefSeq and is a predicted model, not a curated record. The transcript has 3 exons.
ACUACUCCCCAGCCAGAGUUACCUUCUCCCCAGACUACUCCCCAGCCAGAGUUACCUUCUCCCCAGACUACUCCCCAGCCAGAGUUACCUUCUCCCCAGACUACUCCCCAGCCAGAGUUACCUUCUCCCCAGACUACUCCCCAGCCAGAGUUACCUUCUCCCCAGACUACUCCCCAGCCAGAGUUACCUUCUCCCCAGACUACUCCCCAGCCAGAGUUACCUUCUCCCCAGACUACUCCCCAGCCAGAGUUACCUUCUCCCCAGACUACUCCCCAGCCAGAGUUACCUUCUCCCCAGACUACUCCUCAGCCAGAGUUACCUUCUCCCCAGACUACUCCUCAGCCAGAGUUACCUUCUCCCCAGACUACUUCCCAGCCAGAGUUACCUUCUCCCCAGACUACUCCCCAGGCAGAGUUACCUUCUCCAGACUACCUCAGCCAGAGUUACCUUCUCCCCAGACUACUCCUCAGCCAGAGUUACCUUCUCCCCAGACUACUUCUCCAGCCAGAGUUACCUUCUCCCCCAGACUACUCCCUCAGCCACAGAGUUACCUUCUCCCAGACUACUCCUCAGCCCAGAGUUACCUUCUCCCAGACUACUUCCCAGCCAGAGUUACCUUCUCCCCAGACUACUUCCCCAGCCAGAACUACUCCCCAGCCAGAGUUACCUUCUCCCCAGACUACUCCUCAGCCAGAGUUACCUUCUCCCCAGACUACUCCCUCAGCCAGAGUUACCUUCUCCCAGACUACUCCCCCCAGCCAGAGUUACCUUCUCCCCAGACUACUCCCAGCCAGAGUUACCUUCUCCCCAGACUACUUCCCAGCCAGAGUUAUCUUCUCCCCAGCCAGAGUUACCUUCUCCCCAGACUUCCCUCAGCCAGAGUUAAUUUUCCCCAGACUACUCCCCAGCCAGAGUUACCUUUCUCCCCAGACUACUUCCCAGCCAGAGUUACCUUCUCCCCAGACUACUUCCCAGGCAGAGUUACCUUCUCCCCAGACUACUCCCCCAGCCAGAGUUACCCUUCUCCCAGACUACUCCCCAGGCAGAGUUACCUUUCUCCCAGACUACUCCCAGCCAGAGUUACCUUCUCCCCAGACUACUCCCAGCCAGAGUUACUUCUCCCCCAGACUACUUCCCCAGGCAGAGUUACCUUCUCCCCAGACUACUCCUCAGCCAGAGUUACCUUCUCCCCAGACUACUCCUCAGCCAGAGCUACCUUCUCCCCAGACUACUCCUCAGCCAGAGUUACCUUCUCCCCAGACUACUCCCCUCAGCCAGAGUUACCUUUCUUCCCCAGACUACUUCCCAGCCAGAGUUACCUUCUCCCCAGACUACUCCCCCCAGGCAGAGGAUUACCCUUCUCCCCAGACUACUCCCAGCCAGAGUUACCUUCUCCCCCAGACUACUCCUCAGCCAGAGUUACCUUCUCCCCAGACUACUCCUCAGCCAGAGUUACCUUCUCCCCAGACUACUCCUCAGCCAGAGUUACCUUCUCCCCAGACUACUUCCCAGCCAGAGUUACCUUCUCCCCAGACUACUCCCCAGCCAGAGUUACCUUCUCCCCAGACUACUUCCCAGCCAGAGUUACCUUCUCCCCAGACUACUUCCCAGCCAGAGUUACCUUCUCCCCAGACUACUCCCCAGCCAGAGUUACCUUCUCCCAGACUACUCCCCAGCCAGAGUUACCUUUCCCAGACUACUCCUCAGCCAGAGUUACCUUCUCCCCAGACUACUUCAGGCAGAACUACUCCCCAGCCAGAGUUACCUUCCCAGACUACUCCUCAGCCAGAGUAGUUACCUUCUCCCCAGACUACUCCUCAGGCAGAGUUACCUUCUCCCCAGACUACUCCUCAGCCAGAGUUACCUUCUCCCCAGACUAUUUCAGGCAGAGUUCCCCCAGACCAGCCAGAGUUACCUUCUCCCCAGACUACUCCUCAGCCAGAGUUACCUUCUCCCCAGACUACGCCCCCAGCCAGAGUUACCUUCUCCCCAGACUACCCCCAGCCAGAGUUAUCUUCCCCCAGCCAGAGUUACCUUCUCCCCAGACUACUCCCAGCCAGAGUUACCUUCUCCCCAGACUACUCCCCAGCCAGAGUUACCUUCUCCCCAGACUACUCCCCCAGCUCAGAGUUACCUUCUCCCCAGACUACUCCCUGUUUUUCAGAGACUUCUCCCCAGACUACCCCCAGGCAGAGUUACCUUCUCCCCAGACUAUCCCCAGCCAGAGUUACCUUCUCCCCAGACUACCCCCCCAGCCAGAGUUACCUUCUCCCCAGACUACUCCCAGGCAGAGUUACCUUCUCCCCAGACUACUCCCCAGCCCAGAGUUACCUUCUCCCAGACUACUCCCAGGCAGAGUUACCUUCUCCCCAGACUACUCCCAGCCAGAGUUACCUUCUCCCCAGACUACUCCCCAGCCAGAGUUACCUCUCCCCCAGACUACUUCCCCCAGCCAGAGUUACCUUCUCCCCAGACUACUCCCCAGCCAGAGUUAUCUCCCCAGCCAGAGUUACCUUCUCCCAGACUACUCCCAGCCAGAGUUACCUUCUCCCCAGACUACUUAUCUUCCCAGCCAGAGUUACCUUCUCCCCAGACUCCCCAGCCAGAGUUACCUUCCCCAGACUACUCCCCAGCCAGAGUUACCUUCUCCCCAGACUACUCCCCAGCCAGAGUUACCUUCUCCCCAGACUACUCCCCAGCCAGAGUUACCUUCUCCCCAGACUACUCCCCAGCCAGAGUUACCUUCUCCCCAGACUACUCCCCAGACUACUCCCCAGCCAGAGUUACCUUCUCCCCAGACUACUUCCCAGGCAGAGUUACCUUCUCCCAGACUACUCCCAGCCAGAGUUACCUCCCCAGACUACCCCAGCCAGAGCUACUUCUCCCCAGACUACGCCCCCAGCCAGAGUUACCUUCUCCCAGACUACUCCCCAGCCAGAGUUAUCUUCUCCCCAGCCAGAGUUACCUUCUCCCCAGACUACUCCCCAGCCAGAGUUACCUUCUCCCCAGACUACUCCCCAGCCAGAGUUACCUUCUCCCCAGACUACUCCCCAGAAUACUCCCCAGCCAGAGUUACCUUCUCCCCAGAAUACUCCCCAGCCAGAGUUACCUUCUCCCCAGACUACUCCCCAGCCAGAGUUACCUUCUCCCCAGACUACUCCCCCAGCCAGA